UUGCAGAGCGGUUUUAUUUUGCCGUUCCUGCGUUGUUGCUGCUUUGAGGUAGGUGAAUGAACUGGUAGCGCUCACAAGCAGCGCUGACAGUGAAGCUGCACACACGUUCACAUUAAGCACAAGACAGCAUGGGCAUCAAAAUGAAACGACACGAUUUUGAAUGGGUGUACACGGACCAGCCUCAUACGCAAAGGAGAAAAGAAAUGUUGGCUAAGUAUCCAGAGAUCAAAUCACUGAUGGGACCCGAUCCUAAUCUAAAAUGGAUUGUGUUUGGAAUGGUCCUUACACAGACCAUUGCAUGCUUCUUUGUGAAAGAUUUGUCUUGGAAAUGGAUUAUAUUCUGGGCUUAUGCCUUUGGAGGUGCUGUCAACCACUCACUGACUCUGGCCAUUCACGAUAUCUCUCAUAAUGUUGCAUUUGGCAAUAAGCUGGCAAAAUGGAACCGAUUAUUUGCAAUGUUUGCUAAUCUACCAAUUGGAAUGCCGUAUUCUGCAUCAUUCAAGAAAUACCACAUAGAUCACCAUCGAUACCUGGGAGGUGAUGGCUUAGAUGUAGACAUCCCAACAGAAAUGGAAGGAUGGUUCUUCUGCACUCCAUUUCGCAAAACAAUUUGGCUUAUUCUCCAACCCCUUUUUUAUGCGCUCAGGCCCCUUUAUGUUAACCCUAAACCCAUUACAAGGUUAGAGGUGUUGAAUGCUGUGGUGCAGUUUGCAUACGAUUUUCUCAUCUACUACCUAUGGGGCUUGAAACCAAUAGUAUACUUGGUGGCAGGCUCACUUCUAUGUAUGGGUAUCCAUCCAAUCUCUGGACAUUUCAUUGCCGAACAUUACAUGUUUCUGAAGGGGCAUGAAACCUACUCGUAUUAUGGUCCUCUCAACUGGAUAACCUUCAAUGUUGGAUACCAUGUUGAACACCAUGACUUUCCCAGUAUUCCUGGCAGUAAACUACCAUUGGUGAAGCAGAUUGCUCCUGAGUACUAUGACAACCUGCCCCAGCACUCUUCGUGGGUGCGUGUGCUCUGGGACUUUGUUUUUGAUGACAGCAUUGGUCCUUACUCCAGGAUUAAGAGGGAGUGCAAGCUGGUAAAAGAUGACUGAGAAAUAAAAGAAAUCCUGUGAUUCCUGGAAAUCAUUAACAAAACCCUGAAAAUCUGGAAAAAAACUGUGCCAGGUUUGUUAACUCAUGAUUUGGAGAUAGCGGUGUUGGACUGGGGAGUACAAAGUUAAAAAUCACACAACAUCAGGUUAUAGUCCAACAGGUUUAAUUGGAAGCAAUAGCUUUUGGAGCACUGCUCCUUCAUC
This is a messenger RNA of Hemiscyllium ocellatum (epaulette shark), 1301 nucleotides long. RefSeq names its product delta(4)-desaturase, sphingolipid 2 (gene degs2). The coding region runs from base 129 to 1097 and encodes 322 amino acids. Lineage: Eukaryota; Metazoa; Chordata; Chondrichthyes; Orectolobiformes; Hemiscylliidae. Gene Ontology annotation, biological process: sphinganine metabolic process; ceramide biosynthetic process. The record is from RefSeq and is a predicted model, not a curated record. Gene Ontology annotation, cellular component: membrane. The transcript has 3 exons. Gene Ontology annotation, molecular function: sphingolipid delta-4 desaturase activity.